Messenger RNA from Gastrolobium bilobum, 722 nucleotides. RefSeq names its product chaperone protein dnaJ 11, chloroplastic-like. The transcript has a single exon. The coding region runs from base 138 to 629 and encodes 163 amino acids. Lineage: Eukaryota; Viridiplantae; Streptophyta; Magnoliopsida; Fabales; Fabaceae. The record is from RefSeq and is a predicted model, not a curated record.
ACCUUUGACCACUAUAUAGACCCCCUAAACGCUCUCUUCGCACUGCACAAAAACAAGAUCACACCAAAAACACACGCAACGUUUUCAGUCCCCAUUUUACCCGUCACCGCAAAAAGACUACACAGCAACAACUCUCGAUGCCGGGAACCCUAAAUCUCACUCUCAUCACCGGUGCUGGCAGAACACUUCGGCUCUCCUCCGAAGUCUCCUCCCUCUCCAGUAGGUUCGUCCGGCCUCCGAUUAUGGAUUCCGCCAAACAAUGCAGGCCAGCGAUCCGGGCUUUCAGUGCGACGGUGUCGGCGAUAGUUUCCCGGCGGCCGGCAAGUCUCUACGAGGUGCUCCGGAUCAAGCAGAACGCGUCUUCCGUGGAAAUCAAGUCGGCAUACCGGAGCCUUGCGAAGAUGUACCAUCCUGAUUCAGCGGUACGGCCGUCGGAAUCCGACGAAAGGGACUUCAUCGAGAUCCACGACGCGUACGAGACGCUGUCGGAUCCGUCGGCCAGAGCGCUCUACGAUCUGUCGUUGAUGGCCGCGCACGGUGGUAGGCGCUUGUUCUCGUCUUCGGUGGCUCCGAAUGGCUCUUCCGGAUUCUACCAGACCCGGAGAUGGGAAACGGACCAAUGCUGGUAGAUAGCUUAAAAAAAAAAAGGAAGAAAAAUUAACUUCGUUUGGGAUGUUAACAAAAUAGUAGGUUGCUCAGGAAAAAUAAAAAAUAAAAAAAGA